CUGAGGGCAAACGAAGUGAGGAAGUUGAAUUGAGACGAAAAGAAAAAGAGAACGCGAAGAACGAAGAAGAAGAGGUUGAAAGGAAACGAAAGAAGAAAGACGAAACUGAGAGUAAACGGAGUGAGGAAGUUGAAUUGAGACGAAAAGGAAAAGAGAUCGCGAAGAACGAAGAAGAAGAGGCUGAACGGAAACGAAAGAAAGACGAAACUGAGAGUAAACGAGGGGAGGAAGUUGAAUUACUGAGAAAAGAAAGGGAGGUUUCCAAGAUGAAGAAAGAAGAGGCGGAGACUGAUAAGAAGCAAAAGGAUGAAGAAAUUGCCAAGAUAAAGAAAGAGAAGGACGAGGUAGACAAAAGACAACAUAAAGAGGAGGAAGAUGAGGGGUUAGCUAGCUAUAAGGCAGAUAAAGAAGAAUCAAUAACAAAGACAAAGAAAGAUGACACGGAAAGUAAGGAAGGCAGCAUGAAUAAAACUGGUGGAGAGGGACAUAAAAAAGUGAGUAAAGAAGGGAAGGAUGAAACGAAAAAGAAAUUAUUACCAACGAAGAACCAAACGGAAAACGGAAUGAAAUCGAAGUUAGUCGGAGAUGCUGAAUUAAAGCCUGAAUCAGAAACAUCUCAGAAGGAGAAUAUCAGAAGCGUAACUGAACAAGAAAAAGAAACAGGACAAGAGGAAGAAAUCAAAACGGUCCUAGAAACCGAUUCCAAAACGAAGAGGGUAGGUGAAAAAGUUAAUAGGGGAGAGAAAGAUAGUGAAAAAUAUAAAGUGGAUGUUAAGGUAGGUGAAAUAGCUGAGUCACUUAAUGACGAGAAGCAAGAAAAAGGAAGGAAAAAAGUGAAGAAAUCCGACGAAAAACAAACUUCGGAUAAGGGAAAAAAGAGAAGGGGAAGUAAAUCGACUUUGAAGGAUGACAAUAAGAACAGUGAAAAACUAGUUGGUCAAAUCAAAGUGGAAAAUGAAGUGGAUAAAACAAAACAAACGCUGAAAGAAGAAAAUAAGCUUGAUGAUCAAAAUCAAAAGGAAGGAAUCAAGAGUGAAGCAGACGAAUUUCUGGAACAUCAUGAUAAAAAAGACAAGAAUGAGAUUGAGACAGUGAAAGCAGUACACGAUCAAAUUACAAUAGAUUUCGACAAUUCAGAAAGCAUAUCUCAAAAUAAACAAACUUUGAUUGAUCAGGUAACAAUCAAUGAAUUAGAACUUGAAUCAGUUAAAAAGGAUAAAAAGAAAGAGAAAAAUGAUGAAACUGGCCACGAGACUAAAAAGAAGAAGAAAGGUGACGGAAAGAUAAGAAUGGAUAAUAGUGAAUCUAUUGUUAGUACAGAAGAUCCAACAGAAAAUCAAGUGAACAACAAACCAGAAUCAUUUGAGGAUUAUCAACAAAUUAAUACUGAAUCAGUCCAGAAGUCACAACGUAGAGAAAGUAAAGCAAUGAAGCAUGAGAAAGAUACAAAGAAGAAUAGAUCAGUCACUGAUACUACUACUGCUACAGGAAAUGAUGAAGAUCUAACUAAAGAUUACAUAAAAAACAAAGAGAAAAACGAACCAAAGAAACAGAUGAACCUGGCUGGAGUAGAAAUCGGCAAAACCAAUCAGGAAGUACUUGAUACGAUACCAACGACCGAUGCUUUACAGAAUGAAGCAGAAAAUAGAGAAAAACAAUGGAAAGAAGAAAAGAAAAAGAAACGAGAAAAAUCGAAAAAUGUUGAUAAGGAAAAUGAAGAUAAUCAUGUUAGCACUAGAAGCCAAUCAAUAGUCGGUGAACAAGAUUCAAACAAAGAAGAACUGAUUGAGGACCAGAAACAAGUAGAAAAACAUAAGAAGCAUCGAAAAUCAAUAACAGAAGUUGAUAAAAAUGACGUACAGUGUGAAUCAUUAAAAGCUGGAGAAAAAUAUAUGGAAACAAACACUAUAAAUGAUGAACAAAGUGAAGAAAAGAAAAUCAAAGGACAGGGUAUGGAAUCAAAAUCUGAUUUAAAAUUAAAUAACAAUGAAAAACAAGAUAUUCUUAAUGAACAAUAUAAAACAAAUGAACAUGAUACAGUUUAUUUAUCACCAAAAAAAGAUCAUGAUCAUGAUCGUGAUGAUGAAGAUGAUAAUAAUAAUAUUUUUUCUACUGAAUUAUUAUCAAAAUAUAUUUGUAAACAAGGUGAAACAUUGAAAUUAGCUGUUGAAUUAAAAAAUAAUAUAUUUGUUAAAUAUUUUGAAUGGUUAGUAAAUGAAAAAAUGGUUGAUCCUGAAUCAACUGUCGAUUUUGUUGUAUGGCAAACUGGUAAUUGGAUUGCAUUGACAAUACCAAAUGUUAGACCAGAUUUAACUGGAACUUAUAAACUACAUGUUGUUACUCCAUCUGGUGAAUAUUAUACAACAGGUGACCUGUCAGUGAAUGGACAAAAACUACAAAUGACACCAUAUAUCCCAUCGCAAGUAGAAGGACUUAAACCCUUAUUUACCAAGAAACUUCAAGAUUACACCGCUGAAGUGAAUGAAACGGUUAGAUUUAGUGGACGUUUAGUAGCUGAGCCACCCGCUACAAUUAUCUGGAAACAUAAUGGUAUUCAAAUUGAAAACAACAGAAGAAUUGAAAUUUAUAAUGAUAAUAUUAAUCCAUCACUUAUUAUACAGAAUGUAAAAGAUGAAGAUUAUGGUGAAUAUAUAUGUUCUGCAUCAAAUGUACUUGGUCAAACUGAAACAAAAGCAUUUUUAUACAUAAAAAGUACUUUAUAUGAACCUAGUAGUUAUGAGCAUGAUACAACUGAACCGUACGAGUCUACUGCUAGACCAACACGGUGUUCAGUUUUACCGUCAAGAGUAAGUAAUAUUGAACUAAUUGAAGUAAACGAUGGUGGUUUCAAGAUUGCCUGGGAUCCACUAAGUGAACAAGUGACAUAUAAUGUGGAAAUUAGUAAUGAUGCAGGUAGAUGGUGGAAACCUGUACUAACCAACUUACACGAAGUUUCAGCUUACAUUUCAAAUGACAUUGCGUGUCCUUUGAAUCCCGUACAAGUAAGAAUAGUAGCUGAAAAUGAAUUUGGCCUUGGACCUCCUUGUUUCCCGGUACUUCGUUUACCUAUACGAGCAUGUCUUCCUCACAUGCAAGCAGUUAAGCCAGAAAUUGAAUUUGAAGAAGCAACGGCUAUUAAAAUUCGAUGGUGUCCAGCAGUACCUGCACUUACACCAAACCAACUGCACAAGAAUGUUGUGCUAAAUCCAUCGCAAUUACUUGGUAAAGUAACUUAUGCAGUUGAGAUUAGGGAAGGAUCUCAAUCAGAAUGGCGUAGAGUGGCAGGUGAUAUACCAUUUCGAUCCUACACUUGUCACUUACGACCUGGCAUUAGCUCUGCUAUACGUAUUGUUGCGAAAAACAGAUAUGGCGAGUCCUGUCCCACUCCAAUGGCAAUAGUCCAACUCGAUCCUAAUUCAUUAGUUCCGGAUUUAUCACUAGAUCCUCCAUGGAUAGCAAUAAGCUACCCAGGAGAUAACAUCACAGUCAGGAAAAGUAAUAUUCGACUCCUAUGGAAACCUGCAUACAUGCCAGAGUUCUGUACCAGUUGUAUAAAAGGACUAAAACCUUUGUAUCGAAUUGAAUGGAGGCGUGGACUAUCUGGACCUUGGGUUGAUUUGGCUUGUGGCAUUAGUGAAUGUGAGACUGGUUAUCCUCUUCCAAGAGAUCUUAUAGAAUCCGUGAUCAGGGAAACUCAUAUGGGAAAUGACUUGUCUUUUAACACCACCAAUUCUAAUAGUUCCAUUGAAUUUCGGAUAUUUUCUUACAAUGAUUUCGGGGAAAGUGGGCCGACUAAAAGCUACAGAUUGAAAGCAUCUCAGAUAUCUAGAGGUCAAGAUUGUCGAAAAAAUAGUCAGAUAUCAGAUAAAAUAAAUGACAGGGACCAAUACGACCACUUAAGUCUUUUGGAUAAGCUGCCGAUUAUUUCAUCCAGUAAGAUACCAAGACGAGAGGUUCAAAUGACGUCAAUCGAUCCCAAGCAGAGUGUCACACUUAAGUGGGAUCCUUGUACAAGUCCAGAUAUAAAUAGAAAUUUUGAUGAUCAUUAUAACUUACAUGGUCGCUAUCGAAUUCAACGUAAAACUUCAAGUGACGUUGACAGUAAUUCCUCACCUGAUAUGUCUAACUGGACAGUAGUUUGUAGAGAAGAUGAUCUAAUUCAUGGUGAACAACAUGUUCUUGAUGUGAAACCAGGUAAAACAGAACAAUUUGUUAGGAUCCUUAGUUUACAAGAAGAUAAAGAAGGUAAUUUAAAUUGGUUGGAUACCCAUAAAAUUCUUCGUAUACCAGCGUUACAUGAAAUCUGCCCUCCAGCACCAUUAGACAUAGAGGUAAAAUUGAUACCCCCAGUUGAAACAUCAGGUUCUGCAGGAGUUCGUGUCACCUGGAAACCUCCCAACUUUGAACUUCCAUCGAAUGACGAUUAUCUAAGACAGAUUAAAAAUCACGCUCAAAUCGACUAUAGAAUAGAAGCUCGUACAACCUUGAGUGACUUAGCACCUUGGAGACAGAUUGGUCUUGUAUCUGGAUUAUUAGACAGAAUAGAUGACCAUAAAGCUGAACCCGGUUCACAACUUAUUUAUCGAAUAACACCUGUUAACCAAUUUGGUGAAGGUCCAAGUUCAAGUUCUUAUCCAAUCAAACUUCCACUUUUGUUAACAACUUUAGAAAGAUGUAUUGAGGAUUUUCGUUUUCUAAUACUUGGAUCAAAUACAAUACAAUUGCGUUGGCGUUUAGGUGAUACAGUAAUUGAUGCAUUAGGAUUUCGAAGAAAUCCAAAUCAGUCAAGCAACGUAACAAGACAUUUAGAUACAGAUGAAUCGGCUGAAAUAUGUGAACGUGUAAAAUUUUCAAUUGAAAGACGAGAUGGUUAUGCUGGUGAUUGGUAUCCUAUCAGAGAACAAAUCGAUGGAAAUCUACAUAACAAAAUCAUACUAUCAAAUUUUGACUAUUUAGAUAAAGAAAUCGCUUGUAGAAUAAUUGCAAAUGUGGAUGGUCAACAAACUAAACCUAGUCGACCUAUCAAUAUUAGUAUCAAAACAGAUUUCUUAGUUCCAGAUUUCUCAGCUUUUAAACCACAUUUCAAUGUUACAUCAGUUGAGGAAUAUUUGAUAUCAUGGGACGAUCCUGAUAUACAAUCAUUGUAUACAAGUCAUAUUUUGAAUUUAUCAAUACCACAAGUGUUACAAAAAGAUACUACUUAUGCAGUUCAAAUUCAACAUGAAGGUUCAAUUGAAUGGACAACAAUAGCUUCUAAUCUAGAUACAAACCAAUGGACAUGGAUCCAACCAAAUCCAUUGAUUGGUUAUCAUGUUCGUAUUCUACCAUCGAAUCAAUUUGGCAUUGGACAUCCAACUAGAAAUGUAUUUAUAUCACCACAAGUUAUUAUCCCUGAUCUGACGUUUAUGCGACCAUCUAUUGAGUCACCAUCAGAUAUUUUAAUUGGUAGAGUUGCACCAGAACUUGUAUGGCAAAUACCAAAAUCGUAUACUUUAAACAGGACAUUUACUCCAUACACAUUUGAAGUACAAAUUAAAGCUGUAGAGAAGUCAGUAAAUCGUGAAACUAAUGAUGUGGGCAAGAACUCUGAAAAAUCUAAAAGCACAAAUAGUGAAAACAUAUGGAGAGUUCUUGCAUCUGGUUUAAAACGUAACCGUUUAUCACUGGAACAUUUAAAUCCCGAACAAGAAUAUUGGUUACGUAUUGUUGCUGUUACCGAAUAUGGUCGUGGUACACCAAGUCAACCUGUACGAAAAAUGGCUGAUUUUACUGCAAAACAUAGCCGAUAUGCAUCAGCAUCCGUUGGAGUGAUACAUGAGCCUACACCUACUUCACCAUCAUUUACUGAUCCAGAAACAAGUGUGAUUUAUGCACCAAUUUAUGGUCAGUUAGAAUUAAAAUGUACAUUUAGUCCUGUUAAUGCUGAAAAUGAAACACGUUUCAAUUGGUAUUUCGAUGGUAAAUUGCUAGAUACAAAUGUAAAUACUAUUUAUCCAACUUUAAAUCAGAAAUUCUAUAGUACAGUAUCCAAAUCUGGAGAUACAGCUGUAUUACAUUUGAAUGGUUUAAGUGAAAAUGAUUUUGGUUCAUACAUUUGUAAAGCGGUACAUAUAUUGGGUACUAGUGAAAAGGAAUUUAUUGUAAAAAUGGCAGAUGCUCCUGUAUUUUUAGAAGUUCCUAUUCCAUUGUUGACUGUAAAGUUACAUUCACGUUUUGAAUUGCCUUGUUACAUUGAUGCGUUACCACCUCCAACGAUAAUUUGGACUAGAGAUUCAAAAAGAAUUGUUGAAUCACAUCGUACAAAAAUUGGUAAAGCUGAAAAACAAUCAAUCAAUAGAAUGCCUAGUAUGUCAAACUGUGAAUUUAGUACAGAUGCAACGUUAUCAGUGGAAAAAUGUAUUUAUCAAGAUUCAGGCUUAUAUACGUUAACGGCUGAAAAUAUAGCUGGUCGAAUAAUGACUAGUUGUUUGAUUCAUGUUGAAGAAAAUCCAACACCGACUAAAAUAACUUUGAGAUGGACAAACAUUGAAAAGCAUUAUUUUGUACUGAGACGACUUGAAAGUGAUUCGUUUUCAGAAAUUCAUCUAUUAAUUGAUAAAAAAACAAAUCGUGAAUAUAUUGGAAAAUUAUUUAAAUUAAAUAAUCCAAUCAGUCGUAUAAAUGGUGCACGUGAAAUGGAAUGUUUAACACGUUUAUGUCAUAAAAAUGUUUUACAAUUAAUAGAUGCACUUAUCAGUGAUAAUGUUCUUAUUUUAGUUUAUGAAAAAUUGUCCGGCUCAAAUCUACUUGAUUCAGUUCUGGCAUGUGAAAAUUGGUCAGAAAUGGGAACAGCAGCUGUUAUUCGUUCAAUACUGGAGGCAUUAGAGCAUAUUCAUAAUCAAGGAGUAGUUCAUUAUGAUAUUCAACCUGAGAAUCUACUUUUUGUGAAGAAAACAAUCGAUAACUAUGAUUGUGGAAAUUCAUCGAACAAUCCUGAUUUACUACGGGCUCUUGCUUCUCUAGUAACUGAUGUAUUGAGUCAAACGGAUCGUCAUAAAAUGAAUGUUUUCAGUAAUUUGCUCAAAGUUACAGGAUUUUCUACAGCACAAACGUAUAUUACUAAUUCCCAACAUUGUGUUACUUGUGUACCUCCAUUACGGUAUAGGCCGGAAUAUGUUUCUCCGGAAAUUUUAUUACUAACGAAACAAACUGAUGGAACAGUUUCUGAAACUAUUCACAACUAUUCUGAAAAUUUAGGUCCACCUUCAGAUAUAUGGAGUCUCGGAGUAUUAACGUAUAUCCUACUUGUUGGUUGGCCUCCUUUUAUUGAUUAUGACACAGGUAGUAUUCUAACUGACAAUAUAUUACAAGCUAUUAUUCCAUUUGAUGUACCAGAAUUGGAAAAUAUUUCAAAUGAAGGCAAAGAUUUUAUUUCACAACUGUUACAAGCUGACCCUACAAAAAGACCUUCAGCUAAAGAAUGUUUAUCUCAUCCAUGGAUUCAAAUAUUUUCACAUUCUGAAAAUAAAUCAGAAUAUAUACUAAAAAAAUUGAAGAAAUAUAAAGAGUUCUAUAAUUCAAUACAACCAGUUUACAUUAUUAGUGAUGAGAAAAAUUACAAUUCUGAUUUGAAAAAUCGUUUAGCUUCUAUGGUAAGGCAACCAACUCCAAGUGAAGAUACAGAAAGUGUACUUUCUUCACGAUCAUCAUCAAUUCUUGGUUUACGAGAAAGUUCCGAGCCAUACAGUGAAUCUCAAACACAACUGCUUGAUCGAUAUGAAACACAUGAUUUGAUUGAUGAAAGAUUUAUAAUUCCAUCAAACACCAAUAUUCCUACUGCAGACGACGCGUCAGAAAUAAUUGAGGAGAAAUUCAAUUUACAAAGACAAAAUACUCUUACAGAAGCCACUUCGUUAGAAGAAUCAACUUAUACAUUAUUAAAAGAACAAGAAAAAUCAUCAGUUAAUCCUGAUCAAGAAAAUCAAACCACUUCAGUAAAACGUAGUGAAAUUGGAAAUAAAUUUAGUGCUCCAGUGUUUGCUAGUCUACUUCGAGAUGCAUAUUUCAGCGUCCAUACAAGAGAAGUGAGAUUUACUUGUCAACUUGCUAGUGCUCCCUACCUUCCAGAGGGUAUUAGUGAUUAUGAAGAAAUUAUCAGUGAAAUAUAUCCAACCGGCUUGAAUUUUAAUGAAAUCAUUAGUUCUUCGGCUGCCGCCGCAUGGUACUUAGAUGGUUGUUUACUCUCCGAUGGUCCAGGUGUUAGUUUAGGUGUGGAACAAGGAGGAUGGUUAUGGCUUUGUUUAAGUGAUCUGCGUCCGGAACAAGAUCAUAGUGUUAUUGAAUGCGUGGUAAGAAAUCGUGCUGGAAAAUCAAGAACAAAAGCACGACUUUUAUUUAUUGAUAUGCCGAAACCCCCUGGUCGACCAGGUCUUAUCGAUAUUCGUCCUACAGAAGCAUUGAUUAGUUGGCUAUCUUCAACAUCGGAUUCGAAUGAAGAUCUGAUUUAUCGCCUUGAUAUCAAAUAUUCAGAACGUGAUAAUGAACCACCUUCAUGGCAUCGACUUGGAUUCACCGUAGAUUGUCGUUAUCUUAUCAAUAAUCUUAAACCUGGUGUAUAUUAUCGUGUCCGUGUAUCCGCCAGAAAUGCAUUCGGUUGGGGCAAUUACAGCAUUGCCUCUUCUGAUUUCCGUACUCCUAUCGUUUCUAUGGAUCAGUCAUCAACUAUUCUAUCCCCCAAUGAACGAACAUGGAUCUUCAACUGGCGUCAAUCAGCAAAUAUCUACGCAUUAAGCGAUCAUCCAAUAGCUUUACAAUAUGCAAUCGAUCAGUCAAUCAGUGUACCUCCACCAUCAGACAAAAUUUUACAGAAACUUAAUCGAUAUAAUGGGAUAGUCCCAAGUUUAGAUGUAUUGAAAUCCAUAUGUAGACCAAUUUGUCUAAUCAAUAAAGGAACAUAUACAAAACUUAUUCUUGGAAAAACUCAUCCAAUGCUAAAUGAAGGAGUGAAUUUCAAUAAUGUUCGACAUCAAAACAUAUCUCUUCCACCUAGAUUACUAAGUAAAAUCACAUAUCUUAACUUAGAAGAUAAUAAUCUAUUGAAAAAAGCUCGUCGUGAAGCACUAAUGCUUACUAUUCUUCAUGGAUCUUGUGGUGGAAUGUAUACUUCAUUUGAAGAUUUUUAUAGUGAACAACCUAACUCGUAUCUCUUUACUAAUCAACGACAAUUAUUACCAUCUGGUUGGUCAACUGGCUGGUUAGAAGAUGAUGCAGUUAAACCGACACGAAGUAUAACAGUAAUGCAAUGGAUUCCUGGUGGACGUCUUAUUGAUGUUUUGUGCGGUCGAGUAGAAUAUACUGAAUUUUCUGUUAUGAUGUGGAGCCAACAAAUUCUUUCAGCGUUAAAAUGGUUCUACACAUGCUUUUUAGGACAACCACAUGGAAAUAUUUGUCUGGAACACAUACUUGUCGCACGACGGACAUCUUCGCUUCCAGAUAUUGUAUUGACUGGGUUCGGUCAUGAAUCUGUUUCAGGUGAAACCAACAACUACUUUUCAGCCCCCGAGUUAUGCAAGAAUCAGCCGAAAUCAAUGGCUUCAGAUUUGUGGAGUGUUGGAGCUGUCAUGAGACUAUUAUUAACAGGUGAAAAUCCAAGUGAAAUUGAUGUUCAAAGGAAAAAUCCAGCAUCUGAUGACUCAAUAAAAUACCAAUAUGAUAAAACCAAGAUUAAACAAUCUAAUGAAUUGUCAUCUACAAUUAAUUCUGAAAAUACUUUACCUACUUAUUCACAAAGUCAUUUAAAUAUUAAAAAAUUGAAAAGAUUUUCCAAACCUGCAAGAAAAUUUAUAUACAACUGUCUUAAUCCUUCACCAAGGAAACGUGGAACAGUUGAUUUUUGGCUUAAUUCUCAUUGGUUCAAUUUAAAUGCUGACAAUGUGAACAAUUUAACUUCAGUGAUCAUUCCCACAAAUUUACUAAGAUCAUGCAAACUUGUUCUAGAUCAAAAAACAAAAUCAUAUGUUGACGAAACAGAAGAACUACAGUUUUCUUGAUACAAGCAAAACAGAAUUAUUUCUUCCUUUCCCUAUUUCCGUUCUUUAUCCCUUAUAUUACAAAAGUGCAAUUAAUGACAAUCGCAAACCCACAAUUAUUCCAUUGGCUAGUCAACAGUAAGUGAAAUAUGGUUAUAACACUUUAAGAUACAUCCUUUUAUGCAUAAAUAUUACCUGAUCUGUUUCAAAUAUCAUAAUAAACAUAAUUCUUCGUAUUUUGUUUAUUAAAACCCGUUCCUAACCUUUUUCUUUAAAUGUCCCCUUUCCCAUUUAAUCUACAUUAGAAUAAAGAUGAUUCUUCGUUUAAAAUUUCGAAGCAUUUUUUUUUCGAUUUCCUUACCAUUUCGUAACUACUGCGUUUAUAUUUUCACACUAAAAAGCAUGUAAAAGAAUUAGCCAAAGUAUAGAUACACGAGCACACACAUAUAUACUCCUUUAUACAUGAAACAUACUCCUAUCAUAGUCUCAGAAACAUUUUAUUAUUCAAGAAAAAUAGUUGCUUUAAAAAUUAUUCUGAAGGAAUAUAUCGGAAAAGAUAAUUGCAAAUGUAUACUGACUUUUCGCUUUCUCGAACAAUGUUAAUUUCAGUUCGGCUGACCUACGACUAACAGGUCAUGGGCUCGAACUGCACUUCGACUAUUUUGAUUCGGGUAGUCGGGUCGUAUCAUAUCCAAAAGCUAAAUUAUGUUGUGGCAAAAUGUUUUCAAUAAAUUAAUAAGAAAAUUUGUGAAGUUUACUACUUAACUCGUAUUAAACUAGAUAAAAUUAGAG
Messenger RNA from Schistosoma spindalis, 10799 nucleotides. NCBI's taxonomy places the organism in Eukaryota, Metazoa, Platyhelminthes, Trematoda, Strigeidida, Schistosomatidae. The record is from the annotation of a GenBank genome assembly.